AUGUCGUCAAUGCAUGGUGGUGCAAGUAGUUACCAAUAUCCACAAGGAUCAACAAGAUCUAAUAGUCAAUCUAUGAACUAUGAAAACAAUCAAAUAAAUCAAGAUUAUUCAAAUCCACAACCUCGUCAUCUUGAACGUCGUGGAACAAAUCCUGCAUUAAUUCUACCAUCUGAUCGAAUACAAUAUAUUCAACCAAAUACUCAAAAUUAUUCAAUACCACCAUCUCUUUAUGUCGAACGACGUCCAGCAAAUCCUGUACCAAUUACACAACCAAAUCAACCACAAUAUGUUGAAUUAAAGAAUUCAAAUUUUGGUUAUCAAGGUGCUCGUGCUGUACAAGCUCAAACAACAGGCAUGUAUCAUAAUAAAAAUCCUGGUACACCAUCACGAAAUGUAAAUCCAGCAUUAAAAGUAAAUCCACCACCAUCAUCACAAUCUCAAUAUGCAACAUAUGGUAAAGAAAGUCUUUUUGCUAAAAAAGAAACACGUGGAGAAAUUGAUGAUUCACCAAUAAUUGAUCCACGUGCAUUUCAAUAUUUAAACUUAAAUGAACCAAAAGUUCAAAAAAAAAUAGCAGCAAGUGAAAGUGGCAUUGAUUCACGACCAAUCAUUGAUCCACGUGCAUUUCAAUAUUUAAAUGAACAAAAAGCUCAAAAAAAAUCGACAGCAAAUGAAGGUGGCAUUGAUUCACGACCAAUCAUUGAUCCACGUGCAUUUCAAUAUUUAAAUGAACAAAAAGUACAAAAAAAAUCAACAGUUGAUGAAAGUGGUAUUGAUACACGACCAAUUAUUAAUCUUGAUGCUGUAACACAAUUAGAAAAACGUCGACAGCAACAAAUUGAAAAAAAUAAUCGGUUACGUGGUGAUGACGGGUCAGGAUCAGGUAUUGAUGGUAGACCCAUUGUAGAUGUAAAUGCUUUUCGUUAUAUUGAAGCUAAGACAAAUAAGAUUAAAGAUAAUGAACAACAAGGACAAGAUAUGACUGGUGGUAUUGAUGAAAGACCAAUAACUAAUCUCGAUGCAAUUAGAGAUUUAGAAGCAAGACGUGAACAUAAACCAUCAAAUACUUUAAAUGAACCAUCGAUUGAUACACGACCAAUAAUUAAUCCUGAUGCAUUUAAAUAUUUAGAAAAACGACAAGAAAAUCUACCGAAAGAUAAUGAUGAAAGUGGUAUUGAUUAUAAACCAAUUGUUAAUCCGGAUGCUUUUCGUUAUUUGGAACAACCUGAUCCACCACCUCGUCGUAAAAUUGAAUCAGGUGUUGAUACAACAUCAAUGGUUAAUCCAAAAGCAUUUCAAUAUAUUGAAAGAAAAGAACCACCUAAACCAGAACUAACGGAACCAUCUAUUGAUUAUCGACCUAUUGUUGAUCCACAAGCAUUUAAAUGGAUUGAAAAAAAAGAACCAACACGUCGUGUUGAUGAAGGUCCUGAUGUUGAUGAACGUUCUUAUGUUAAUCCACAAGCUUUUCAAUAUAUUGAUCGUCAACCAGGAAAAAAAAGUGAUAUAUGUGAACCUGAAAUUGAUACACGUAGUUUUAUACUUGAUCGAAAUCCAAAUGCUCUUGUUCAUCUUGAACGUCAACCAAGAAACAUAAAAGAUCAAACAGAAAGUGGAGUUGAUGAACGAUCAUUUGUUAAUCCAAAGGCAUUUAAAUAUCUUGAAGGUAUGAGCGAUGAUUUGCCUAACACUUCUGUACAUUCAUCAGCUGGUCCAGCAAUUGACACUAAAUCUUAUGUUAAACCAGAUUCAUUUCGUCAUCUUGAAUUUAAAGAUAGAGAAAGAAAACAUGAUGAUAAUGAUGAAAAUCAAGGAGUUGAUGAAACAUCUUUUGUAUCGCCGGCAGCUUUUCGUCAUUUAGAAUUUACUGGUGAACAAACAAGUCCUCCUGCACAAAUUGAUUAUGCAACAUAUGGACAAACAGACUUUUAA
Messenger RNA from Rotaria sp. Silwood1, 1932 nucleotides. The record is from the annotation of a GenBank genome assembly. Lineage: Eukaryota; Metazoa; Rotifera; Eurotatoria; Philodinida; Philodinidae.